GAGCACGAGGCUCAAAAGGAGUGAAGAGGAAAAGGAAGAACUUUAUAUGGACUUAGUUAAGUCUAGAGCUCAUAUUAUUGGGCUAGUGGAGGAGAAGUGCCUCCACGACAAGGUGAGCUUCCUUGGGAGAGAACAUAAAGGGCUUUUAGAGUCUAAGAAUGGUCUUGAGUUUGAGAUUCUCAAACUUAAUAGAGACCUUCACGAAUCACAAUAG
Ilex paraguariensis (yerba mate) is the source of this 214-nucleotide messenger RNA. Lineage: Eukaryota; Viridiplantae; Streptophyta; Magnoliopsida; Aquifoliales; Aquifoliaceae. The record is from the annotation of a GenBank genome assembly.